Messenger RNA from Betta splendens (Siamese fighting fish), 3234 nucleotides. RefSeq names its product dihydrolipoamide S-acetyltransferase (E2 component of pyruvate dehydrogenase complex) (gene dlat). Bases 173 to 2125 code for a protein of 650 amino acids. The record is from RefSeq and is a predicted model, not a curated record. Gene Ontology annotation, biological process: pyruvate decarboxylation to acetyl-CoA. Gene Ontology annotation, cellular component: pyruvate dehydrogenase complex. Gene Ontology annotation, molecular function: dihydrolipoyllysine-residue acetyltransferase activity. The transcript has 14 exons. NCBI's taxonomy places the organism in Eukaryota, Metazoa, Chordata, Actinopteri, Anabantiformes, Osphronemidae.
GAAGCGACGGCAGGCGGAGGGCAGGGCCGUAAAGCGUCGUGUUUUUAGGCUGAAGGAGGUCAUUAGAAAGUGAGGAUUAAGUACGGACCGGUCCUCGGUACCAGUAUCUCUGAUGUCGGUGUAAGACAAUACAUUAUUCAUCGUCCGUGUCUAAGGUUCCAACCACCACGAAAUGCUCCGUCUCAUCUUGCGGCUCAGGACGUCCGCCGGGCUCCGCUGUCCCCGUGCCCUACCGACCGGGCCUGCCGCUCUCGGCUCCCGCUCUGUACCCGGAACCGGUUGCGCGAGGCGGCUUCACUGUGGAGCGAGGUACCGAGCCGAGAGCUAUGGCUCCGGCUUCAGCCGCAGAACGACUGCACUGCGGGGUCCCCAGCUGGCAGGAAGCUGGCGGGGCAAACGCUUCUACAGCUUCCCGCCGCACACCAAGGUGGAGCUCCCUGCGCUGUCGCCUACCAUGCAGACAGGAACGAUCGCUCGCUGGGAGAAGAAGGAAGGGGAGAAAAUUGGAGAGGGAGACCUCAUAGCAGAGGUGGAGACUGACAAAGCCACAGUCGGCUUUGAGAUGCUGGAGGAGUGCUAUCUGGCAAAGAUCCUGGUUCCUGAAGGGACCAGAGAUGUAAAUGUCGGAGCUGUUAUUUGCAUCACAGUUGAUAGCCCGGACCUCAUCCCAGCCUUUAAAGAUGUAACUUUGGACUCGAUCAAAGCAGCUGGUGCUGCUCCUUCACCAGCUGCCUCUGCUCCACCUUCUCCACCUGCUGCUGCUGCUGCUGCUGUUCCUACUUCCCCUGCAGCCCCAGGCAGCUCUUACCCACCACACAUGAAGAUAGCUCUUCCUGCCCUGUCUCCCACCAUGACGAUGGGCACUGUGCAGCGCUGGGAGAAAAAGGUUGGAGAGAGGCUCAGUGAAGGAGAUCUGCUGGCUGAGAUCGAGACAGACAAGGCGACAAUUGGGUUUGAGGUGCAGGAGGAAGGAUAUUUGGCCAAAAUCCUGGUGGCAGAGGGAACUCGGGACGUCCCACUGGGAAUGCCGCUCUGCAUUAUUGUAGAGAAAGAGAGUGACAUUGAUGCCUUCAAGGACUAUGUGGAGACCGGAGUGGCAGAGGUUUCCACACCACCUCCAGCUCCAGUAUCAGCACCAAUUGCAGCUCCAGCUGCUGCAGCAGCACCCAGUCCUGCUCCAGCUGCUCCAGCUGCUGCUGCUGGACCCAGGAAAGGCCGUGUGUUUGCUAGUCCACUUGCCAAGAAACUUGCUGCUGAGAAAGGAAUAGACCUGGCACAAGUUAGCGGCUCUGGUCCAGAUGGACGCGUUACCAGGAAAGACAUCGAGAGCUUUGUUCCACCAAAGGCUGCUCCUGGGGUGACUGCUGCUACGCCGGCCGCAGCUCCAGCUGCUCCUGCACGUGUUGCUGCUGCUCCUGUUGCACCAGCUGGGACCUUCACAGACAUCCCUAUCAGCAACAUCCGUAAGGUCAUAGCUCAGAGGUUGAUGCAGUCCAAGCAAACAAUCCCCCACUAUUAUCUGUCUGUAGAUGUCAACAUGGACCAAGUACUUGAGCUUCGGAAAGAGCUCAAUGCUGAAGUUACAGCCCAGAAUAUCAAACUUAGUGUAAAUGACUUCAUCAUCAAAGCCAGUGCUCUGGCUUGCCUUAAGGUUCCAGAGUGCAACUCUUCCUGGAUGGACACUGUGAUCCGACAGAAUCACGUGGUGGAUGUGAGUGUAGCAGUGAGCACCACCAGUGGCCUGAUCACACCCAUAGUUUUUAACGCCCACACUAAAGGACUGGUUGCCAUCAGCUCCGACGUGUCGGCUCUAGCAGCCAAAGCAAGAGAUGGAAAACUGCAGCCGCACGAGUUCCAGGGAGGAACAUUCACCAUUUCUAAUUUGGGGAUGUUUGGCAUCAAGAACUUCUCAGCGAUAAUCAACCCUCCUCAGGCCUGUAUCCUCGCCGUUGGUGGCUCAGAGAAACGGUUGUUGCCCGCUGAUAAUGAAAAAGGGUUUGAUGUAGCCAGUAUGAUGUCGGUAACGCUGAGCUGCGAUCACAGGGUGGUGGACGGGGCGGUCGGUGCACAGUGGCUCGCAGAGUUUCGCAAGUUCCUGGAGAAACCCGUCACCAUGCUGUUGUGAUCAAACCCCACUGCCAACACAACUGCGGCAGCAGCCGAGGCCUCUCGCUGAAGUGAUCUGAUCGGUCUGACCUGACGUGGCUCCUCCUGUGUUUGGUUGGCCGGCCUCAAGAUCACUCCCCGUUACCCCAAAAGGGGGAAGAGGCAGAACUCACUCCACGUAUCUGUCUGUCUCGCUGUCUUUGUUUUCCUCUCGCUCUCCCUCGGUUACAUUCUAUUUAUUGAAGUCCCAUCUUAUGAGACACCUAAAUUAGGUUGAAUUUAUUCUAGAACAGAGACCGGCCCAGUGUCACAAAAAACCCUGGUUCAUGAUUCAUGUCCAACCAGCAAACUUAGUUUCCCCAAGUUUGUUUUGUGUGUUGACUGUAGGUUCCAGGCUUCAUAUAAAGUAUCAUAUUUGUCUGUUACAGACAACCAAGGAUGGAUUUGAACGAGUAAGUCACACACAAUCCUUGGGUUUUCACACACAAACACUAUUCUGUGAAUGUCUCUAUGGUUUAAUGCCAAAUAGAGCUCUAUAUACAGUUUGGCCGAAGUAGUCAAAGUCAGCCCCUCUGUAUAAUUUAGUAUUUGUAUAGAUCUGAGUUCUGCCGGUUCUCGCUCUCUCUUAAGUACAGAUAUUAUUUUUUUCUAGUCUCAGAGAAAAUGACUUACUUUCUCAGCUGAAACGCACAAGGCUGGUGCUGGAUGUUUGUUAUUUAAAUGAAUUGCGACACGUCAAAUGGCAAGUUUGGCAGUUCACCUCACCAGUUAUACCAGAUAGAGCGGCAGUGGUACAAUGUGCAAAAUGUCCCACAUUUUUAAAAAUACUGUUGGUGGACACCAUCAUCUCAGUUUGUGUUGCAUACGUAUGUGCAGACAGCCUCCUCAUAUGAUCUGUCACUGCUGGUUCAUGAUGGCCACACCAAUAAAACCUGCAAACAAGCUCAGACUUUCUCCUUAUGUUUGGACUGUAAACUGACACGUUAACAUACCUCACUGCUGUUGUAACGUUAUCGUAUCAGAACUCAUAGUGACAUGACUUUAAAUGACAGAAGGCAAAGUGUAUCAUCAGUAGGAAACUACUGACUUUGAGUUGAUAUAAUAAAAGGUCACAUUUUAACCUCAGAA